AUGCUCGUCCUAGAUCCAAAUGAUCCAGCACUAGCACGGCGAUUGGUUCAGCUUGCACAGGACGCCACUUCCAUGGAUAGUGCUAGCAGAGAGAAGGCAGAACGUGAAAUCAAGGAGUUUCAGAAUUGUGUUGAUGAACAAACCGGGUUUGUUUUGUUGCUCCUCAAUCUUGCCGUUACACCUGGGCCUGCGGCUUCCUUCUGCUCUAUUGUUUUUAAAAACACAGUCAAAAUGUGCUGGAACGCUGCAACAGCAGAGCAUUGCAUCACAGAGGGCGACAAGCAAGUUGUUCGUAGCACUAUUACAGGGGCUAUGCUUCAAGCUGCUCCCAACGUUCAGCGAAACCUCGCCGAGGCCACCACUCUGAUAGCGGAGGUUGACUUUCCAAAGGAGUGGCCAAAUGCACUGGAUCGCAUUAUCCAAGUCUUGGGGACAGAAAAGGAUAUGAGGAUGCACUGUGCUGCACUAUCCACAGCCCAUGGUAUACUUGGGCGAUACCGCAGUCAAGGCGAUCUCUCUGAAGCUCUUGCAAAUGAUUUACGAAUCAUAUACACGUCUUUUACUGCUCCAUUGCUUUUGUCGAUGGAAUUGCUCCUGGGCGAAAUGGAAAAGGGAGGUGCGGGUGCCAAGGCUGCAUCUCACGGCUUGACGUUAGCUGUGGAAUGUCUGCGCGACCUAACUACACUUGACCUUGGUGAUGAGUUUAUUUGGAACAUGGAAAAAUUUGUCGCCGUUCUUCUACGCUGUCUCCAGUUCAGUAGGCCCGACGUGGAUGAGACAAGCUUGAUUGAGCUGAAAUCUGUGGUGAUGGCGUGUGUGACGCACUUUUUGCUGCAGUUUUCGGAGGACUUUGAGAAGUACGCAAGCGAGUUUCUCAAGGUUGUCUGGGACACCAUUGCAUCUCCGCUGAGUCGUGAGCAAACCAUGGACGACAUUGUCAUUCAAGGGAUGAACCUUCUCUCAGCUGCUUGCCGAGGUCCUAUGCGGGAUGUCUUUAAUAGUAGAGAAAUUCUUGAAAAUCUUGUGGUUCAUGUCGUUUUGCCAAAUCUUGCUCUGCAGCCGGAUGAUAUUGAACUAUAUGAAACUGAGCCAUACAGUUAUAUUCAGCGGGACAUUGAGGGUAGUGAUUUUCACACUCGAAGACGAGAGGCGGGGGAGUUGGUGCGAUCUUUGAUGCUGGCAUUUCCUGACAUGUCUGGCCCGCUUUUUAUUGAACAGCUGCAGCAGCUCAUGUUCGUGGCAUCGGCAGGUGACUGGAAGGCAAAAGAUUUAUCUAUUUAUUUGGUAUCUUCUCUUUCCCUCGGAGGACAGUAUGCGAACCUUCAGAGAGGCGCCACCCAAAGAUUGAGCAAUCUUGUGCCCUUUGAACAGUUCUUGAAACAAAGCGUUCUUCCGGAGCUUUCAAAGGACGUGUCUGAACACAGCCCAUUUAUUAUUAAGGCCGAUUGUAUUCGUUUUGUGGCGACAUUUCGGGCACAUAUUGAACCCCAACUACUUUCAGAUAUCAUAGCACUGCUAACUACAUGGAUCCGAUGCCAGGAUGUGGUGGUUCGCACCUACGCCGCAAAUGCGGUGGAAAGGAUUUUUACGCUUCAACGUCCUGGUCAACAUGAGAACGUCAUCACAGACGCAAAUAUGGGUGAUCGGGUUGCACCGCUGCUGCAGUGCCUUUGCAUGCGAGUUCAGGAGGACAAACAACCAAACGCCUACACAAUGCAGUGUCUUAUGCGGGUGUGCCAGAAUUGCAGUCGUUGUGUAGCUCCUUUUGUGGGGGACAUUAUCACUUGUAUAGUUCCUGUAGUCCGAGAGAACGCAAAGAAUCCUUCAAAUCCCCUUUUUAGUCACUGUAUGUUUGAGGUGAUUUCCAAGUGCAUUCAAAUACGCCCUGAGGAUGGACCAGCUAUAGAAGGUGCUUUGUGGGAGUCUAUGAUUUUUAUUUUACAGCAUGAUGUGCUUGAAUACGUUCCGUAUACACUUCAAAUUAUGGCACAGCUUCUUGAUACACGCGGCUCAGGUGCCCUGGAGCCCCCGGCACAUUAUCAAAACUUACUGGAGCCUCUCCUAAUCCCCGACAUGUAUCAGCAGAAGGGCAACAUACCUGCAGUUGUUCGACUUGUGGUGGCUUUCAUAGAGCACUACCCACGCUAUAUUCACAGCAAAGGAUUCACAGAAAAAGUCUUGAUUAUCUUUCGAUCUCUGCUUCAGUACAAAAAUUACGAUCAUGAGGGAUUGAAUAUUCUCACUGCAAUUGUUAUGGCCUACCCCAAAGACAUCAUAACACCAUAUAUGGGAAACGUAUAUCAGGUAUUAUUUCAACGUCUUCAAACCUCGCGAACACCAAAGUAUGUACGUGUUCUCAUCAUAUUUUUAUCGAUCGUGGUUACCUUUCAUGGCGCCGACGAUGUUGUGGCGAAAGUUAACCUUAUUCAGAACGGACUUUUCUGGAUGCUGCUUCAGCGCGUGUGGCUUCCAAAUGUCCAAAAGAUUACAGGAACUUUAGAACGCAAGGUGUGCGUGGUAGCGUUGGCCAGUUUGCUUGGUGAAUGUGCAGAGCUGCAGCGUAAUGCGGAUGCCUGGGCGAGCUGUGUCGUUAGCUGUCUUAAAAUGAUUCAUGGUGCCGUUGAAAGCGAUGAUAUUACAAGUUUUACUCCAAAAACACACUCCAUGGGGGACUUGAAACAUCAUAUUGACGAUUCUGGUUUUACAAAUGUUUUUUGUCCCUUGCAGGGUGCUGUGCGGGCUCCUAUUGACGUGUGUGCAUCUGUGAAGCAGCCGGAUUUGUACUUUCGUGACCGCAUUCAUCAGGCGUUGCAGGGUCCUAGUGGGCCCCAUCUUAAAAACCUCUUGCAGUCUAGCCCGGAGUUAUUGGCCAUGGUGAAGUGA
Molecule: messenger RNA, 2883 nt
Organism: Trypanosoma rangeli
Lineage: Eukaryota; Euglenozoa; Kinetoplastea; Trypanosomatida; Trypanosomatidae
Product: putative CAS/CSE/importin domain protein
Exons: 1
Coding region: 1-2883 (960 amino acids)
Biological process (GO): protein export from nucleus; protein import into nucleus
Cellular component (GO): nuclear envelope; cytosol
Molecular function (GO): nuclear export signal receptor activity; small GTPase binding
Source: RefSeq, a predicted model, not a curated record